Daucus carota subsp. sativus is the source of this 1526-nucleotide messenger RNA. RefSeq lists its product as uncharacterized. Gene Ontology annotation, biological process: regulation of gene expression. Gene Ontology annotation, molecular function: RNA binding. NCBI's taxonomy places the organism in Eukaryota, Viridiplantae, Streptophyta, Magnoliopsida, Apiales, Apiaceae. Gene Ontology annotation, cellular component: chromatin; nucleoplasm. The transcript is spliced from 6 exons. The coding region runs from base 117 to 1247 and encodes 376 amino acids. The record is from RefSeq and is a predicted model, not a curated record.
UGAUACAGAGGGUGCGUGUUUCUUUCUCAACAAAACCCCUCUUUUAUAAGCCCUAGUUUUGCUGCUUGAGAGCUCCAUUGUUAAGAAAUUACAUACAAUUAUUGUGUGUAUACACCAUGGGUUCAAGGGGGGCUUCUGAUAACCCUAGAUUUGGCGAUGGAGCUAGUCCCGGAAAGAUUUUCAUUGGGGGUUUGUCGAAAGAGACCACACUAGAUACAUUUGUCAAGUACUUUGGGAAGUAUGGAGAGAUUACGGACUCUGUUAUUAUGAAAGAUCGAAUGACUGGUCGGCCUAGGGGUUUUGGGUUUAUUACUUAUGCUGAUCCAUCUGUCGUCGACACUGUCAUUGUUGAAACUCAUAUCAUUAACGACAAACAAGUUGAGAUCAAAAGAACAAUUCCUAAGGGGUCAUCAGAUUCCAAAGAUUUUAAAACCAAGAAAAUAUUUGUUGGUGGCAUACCUACAUCUGUUACUGAAGAAGAGUUAAAAGAUUUCUUUUCGAAGUAUGGCAAUGUGGUUGAGCAUGAAAUCAUACGAGAUCAUACGACCAAGCGUUCCAGAGGCUUCGGUUUUGUAGUAUUUGACAGUGAGCAGGUUGUUGACAAUAUCUUGGUGGAUACGAACAAAAUUGAUAUGGGCGGUACAAAGGUUGAGAUCAAAAAGGCCGAACCCAAGAAAUCCUCAAAUCCGGCACCUGGCCCUGCAUAUGGUAGUGAACCUAGGGGGCGUUCUUACGGUGAUACUUUUGGGGGUUAUGGUGACUCCUUUAGCAAUUACAGUGCUGAUAGGUUUGGUCCACCUUCAUAUAGAUCAUAUGGUGGGAUGUCUGAUAGGCAUGGAGAUUUUGGUGGAUAUGGUGGUGGAUUUAGUGGGCGUUAUGGGGACUUUGGUGGGAGAUACGGGGACUUGGGUGGUAGAUAUGGAGACUAUGGUGGUUAUCGUGGAGAGCCCUCACCUGGCUACUCUAGUCGCUAUGGAUCCCUUGGUGGCGGUGUUGGCGGUGGUGUCGGUGGUGGUUAUGGUGAAAGUGGGUUAGGUUCAUAUGGCCGUGGAGGUGUUGGUGGCGGAUAUGGUGGAAGUGGGUUAAUUUCAUACGGCCGGGGUGGUGUUGGAGGCUAUGGAGCUUACGGUGGACCUGGUGGUGAUUAUGAAGCCGGUCCAGGUCCUAGUUAUGGCGGGGCAGGGGGAGUGUAUGGAAGUAAGGGAGGUUAUGGUGGCAGUAGUCGUUACCAUCCGUAUGGCAGGUAGAGGUAGUAAGUGGAACUUCUGAUUGCAGAAGUAGCACAAUAUUCUUUGCUGUCUGCUGAAUGUUGUGGAUCAGAGUGUAAAACAAUUCGCUGCAUGACUGUUUUGUCUAGAAGAAUUGAUAGUUUAGUUUCUUUUAUUGAUCGUAUGCAGAAGAUUUUAAUAUCUUUCGGGUGCUGGAACUCUUGAAACUUCUUUUCAGCAAGAUAUCUGUAUCAUGAUAUUUGACAGACGAAAACUAGGUUAUUGAACUUGUGAAUGUUUGUCAUAGCAUUUGCCUAA